CCUCGGGCACGCCCGCGCCUUCCGCCGGCGCAGAGUGGCGCUCCCGGGGGCCCCCAGGGCACCCCAGCUCGGGAUGGGCGCCGCGGCUGGAGCGGAGUGGGCUGCUCCGUAUGGGGUUUGCGUCCGUGGGGUGCUCAGGUGUCACGGGUCUCCCCGCUGACCGAGAGCCGGAUCCCCCCGCGCAGACCGCCAGGACCCCCAUUUCCGCAAGAAUGGCCCAGAUAUCCCAAGUGCAGGAACUCUUCCACGAGGCAGCCCAGCAGGGGGCCCUGGCCCAGCGCCAGCCCUGGUGGAAGAGCCCACUGUUUGUGUGGGAGCCAGUGCUGUUCGGGACCUGGGACGGUGUGUUCACAUCCUGCAUGAUCAACAUUUUUGGGGUUGUUCUUUUCUUGAGGACCGGCUGGCUGGUGGGAAAUACCGGCGUGCUCAUGGGCAUGUUCCUGGUGUCCUUCGUCAUCCUGGUGGCCCUGGUCACCGUGCUGUCUGGCAUUGGUGUCGGGGAGCACUGUGGUGCUGGCAGCGGUGGCGUGUACUCCAUGAUCUCCUCGGUCCUCGGCGGGCAGACCGGGGGCACAAUCGGGCUGCUCUACGUGUUUGGACAGUGUGUUGCAGGCGCCAUGUACAUCACCGGCUUCGCCGAGUCCAUCUCAGACUUGCUGAGCCUCAGGAAUAUCUGGGCCGUGCGAGGAAUUUCAGUUGUGGUGCUCCUGGCCUUGCUGGGCAUUAACCUAGCAGGUGUCAAAUGGAUCAUCCGCCUCCAGCUGCUGCUGCUGUUCCUUCUGGCCGUGUCCACGCUGGACUUUGUGGUGGGCUCUUUCACACACCUGGAUCCAGAACAUGGUUUUAUUGGGUAUUCCCCGGAACUGCUACGGAACAACACACUGCCAGAUUACAGCCCUGGGGAGUCCUUUUUUACUGUCUUUGGGGUGUUCUUCCCAGCAGCUACAGGAGUCAUGGCCGGCUUCAACAUGGGGGGUGACCUGAGGGAGCCCGCUGCCAGCAUCCCCCUGGGCUCCCUAGCAGCCGUUGGCAUCUCGUGGUUUCUGUACAUCGUCUUUGUCUUCCUGCUCGGCGCUAUCUGCACCCGAGAGGCCCUUCGCUAUGACUUCCUGAUAGCAGAAAAGGUGUCCCUAGUGGGCUUCCUGUUCCUUUUGGGCUUAUACAUCUCGUCCCUGGCCUCCUGUAUGGGAGGGCUCUACGGAGCCCCCCGGAUCCUGCAGUGCAUUGCCCAGGAGAAAGUGAUUCCUGUACUGGCCUGUCUGGGGCAAGGGAAAGGGCCAAACAAAACACCUGUGGCUGCCAUCUGCCUGACCAGCUUGGUGACCAUGGCCUUUGUCCUUGUGGGUCAGGUGAAUGUCCUGGCCCCCAUUGUCACCAUCAACUUCAUGCUGACAUACGUCGCAGUGGACUACUCUUACUUCUCCCUGUCCGUGGGUCCCCGCAGCCUCCCCCAGGAGCCUGAGGCGCUGCACAGGGAGGGCACGGGAGCUCUCUGCUGCUCUGAGCACCUGCUCUUGGAGAAGGCUUUCAGCUAUGGCUCUGAGGGCACUGCCCCGAGCCUCUCUGAGGGCACGCUGCUGGAAUUCACCAGGGACAUGGAUCAGCUCCUGCAGCUGACCCGGAGCCUUGAGAGUGGCCAUCCCAGGAGAGGAGAGAGUGAGAAGGGGAAAGGCAAGAAGGCCCCCAAGCAAACACUACAAGACAGCUUCCUCUUGGACCUUGAGUCCCCGGCUUUCUUCCCUGCUGAGGACUCCGACGGAUUGCCCACUGCCUCCGGGACCAGGCAGAAUGCCGAGAGGGAAGGGGCUCGGCCUGGGGGAGCAUGUGGAGAACAGCUCUUUCUGGAGCUGAGUAACCAGCUUAGGCCAAGUGGAGAAGAUUUCUUCCUAAAGUCCAGGCUCCAGGAACAAAAUAUCCAGAGAAGACCAGCUUCUUUGUAUACACACAUGUGCAAUCCCUGGGUCUCCCUGUUAGGGGCUGUCGGGUCCCUUCUCAUCAUGUUUGUGAUUCAGUGGGUCUAUACCCUGGUUAACAUGGGUGUUGCUGCCAUUGUGUAUUUCUACAUUGGUCGGACCAGUCCAGGGCUUCCCCUUGGAUCAGCCUCCAACUUCAGCUUUUUCAGAUGGAUGAGGUCUCUCCUGAUGCCCUCCUACAGGAACUUGCGAUGCCCCCAAGAGCAGAUAAUUUUGGCACCAUCCCUGGCUAGGGUUGACAUGGAGAUGACUCAACUCACCCAGGAGAAUGCAGAUUUUGCCACUCGGGAUCGCUGCCACCACGCCUCCCUGGUGAGCAGGGAGCUGCUGAUGCCUCAGUAUUAGAGUACUCAGUACUCGGCCCCCCAGGACGUUCCUCUCUUGAAGCUGUCCAGUGCACAGUGGACUCAAAUCCCAGAACAUUUGUGGAGCUGGUUCUGCUCAGAAAGGAACUCAAAGACCUGGCCUCCCACUGCCAUUUUGGACAAUGCAAAUGUGCAUUCUGGUCUGGAGCACCACAGCUAACCAGGGUGGCCACUGGGAUGGUGGUGGCCCCUGCAACAUGCAUUCAUUCUGAAGAGCUCCACAUGGACACCACGACUUGCAGGUGUGGAGAACCAGAGCAGAUGGCUUGUUCUGAGAGCCACAAUAAAUGGUUAUUAUUUUAAAUUU
Manis pentadactyla (Chinese pangolin) is the source of this 2645-nucleotide messenger RNA. RefSeq names its product solute carrier family 12 member 8 (gene SLC12A8). Gene Ontology annotation, molecular function: potassium:chloride symporter activity. The transcript has 14 exons. The record is from RefSeq and is a predicted model, not a curated record. Gene Ontology annotation, cellular component: membrane. The coding region runs from base 111 to 2318 and encodes 735 amino acids. Gene Ontology annotation, biological process: chloride ion homeostasis; potassium ion import across plasma membrane; cell volume homeostasis. Lineage: Eukaryota; Metazoa; Chordata; Mammalia; Pholidota; Manidae.